Frieseomelitta varia is the source of this 809-nucleotide messenger RNA. RefSeq names its product 40S ribosomal protein S5 (gene RpS5a). Lineage: Eukaryota; Metazoa; Arthropoda; Insecta; Hymenoptera; Apidae. Bases 112 to 762 code for a protein of 216 amino acids. Gene Ontology annotation, biological process: ribosomal small subunit assembly; translation. The transcript is spliced from 3 exons. Gene Ontology annotation, molecular function: structural constituent of ribosome; rRNA binding; mRNA binding. The record is from RefSeq and is a predicted model, not a curated record. Gene Ontology annotation, cellular component: cytosolic small ribosomal subunit; ribosome.
UAGAGUAGGCCGAAAUCCGGCAGUUAGAGGUUGAAGCGCCACCAGUGUUAUGGCCUUUUCCUGUUCACGCUUGUUCCGAGGAAGACGUGAACGAAACUUGUGUGAUAAAUCAUGGCUGACGUAGAAGCAUAUGAUGAUAUAGUGGUACCUACCGCAACAACUUUGCCAGUGGCACUCUCUGCCGAAUUGCCAGAAAUUAAAUUGUUUGGUCGUUGGAAUUGCGACGAUGUGCAGGUGAAUGAUAUGUCGUUACAAGAUUACAUUGCUGUCAAAGAAAAAAAUGCAAAGUACCUGCCACAUUCUGCUGGACGUUAUGCCGCAAAGCGAUUUAGAAAAGCACAAUGUCCUAUUGUCGAACGUCUUACAAAUUCUUUGAUGAUGCAUGGUAGAAAUAAUGGCAAAAAGUUAAUGGCAGUAAGAAUUGUAAAACACGCCUUUGAAAUAAUUCACCUGUUGACAGGGGACAAUCCUUUACAGGUUCUUGUGACUGCUAUCAUCAACUCAGGACCAAGAGAAGAUUCUACCCGCAUUGGUCGUGCUGGUACAGUUAGAAGACAAGCGGUGGACGUUUCUCCGCUACGACGAGUAAAUCAGGCCAUUUGGUUAUUAUGUACUGGUGCUAGGGAAGCUGCGUUCCGUAAUAUUAAGACAAUUGCUGAAUGUUUGGCUGAUGAACUUAUCAACGCUGCCAAAGGUUCGUCUAAUUCUUACGCGAUUAAAAAGAAAGACGAACUUGAACGCGUCGCUAAAUCUAAUCGAUAAACGUGUUUAAUCGUUUUAAACAUAAAAAUAAAUGAUUUAUCUUUAAA